GAAAAAAGAAAGAGGGAAAAUAAAAAGAAAAGGAAGUCCACAUUGCCAACUCCUCCAUGCCUUUGAGACUCAAUAUCCCUUCAUCUUGAAGCCCAAAAAGGCUCCAUUUUUUUUCACCUUCCUUCACCUCACAGAUGAAAAUACCCUGUUUUCUCAUCUUUCAUUCGUCACUCCUCACCUUGCUUUGUUCAUGCAAGAUCCAAAGAACUCUCACACAAGAAAGCCUUGGUAUCAAAGAGCAAUAGAGAGGGCUACCGUAUGGAAAACUGUUCCGAAGACUGCAGGAAUCCCUACUACGAAUGCUACAACCUUGUGGAAAACCAUUUCAAGACCAGCAGAAAUUCCAAUGGCGAAUGCAACAUUGUGGAAAGCGAUUCCCAAGCCUGCUGACAUCCCUUCAACUCAUCCCAAUAGAUCGGAGAAGCUACGUAAAUGUACUUCCCUGAGGGUUGCCACUACGUUUACUCGGGUUUGUCUAUGUGCACCAAUCUCUUCCUACAACGAGGUUUUUAGAGCGGAUGUUCCCCCUAGAAGAAGCAACAGUUACCCUAGGUCAAAGCCGUUUCCCCUAGCACAAGAAAAAGCAAUGCCUAGCAUGAGACUUAGCACGGAAGGAAGAAGAGUUUUCCGUGGAAAAUCGUUGACGGACGAUGUUUUGAUGAGGAGGUUUGUUGUGGAAGAAGAAUCAAUGAUGCAAGUUCGUCGGAGGAAUCAAAUGGAAGUUAUAAGGAGGAAAAAUUUGAUGAGAAGGAAGAUGCUUGGCCCUAGUCCUCUUAGUAGAAUGGUAAAAGCUGAUGAAGGUGAGAAUUUUUAACCUUUUUU
This is a messenger RNA of Hibiscus syriacus, 822 nucleotides long. RefSeq lists its product as uncharacterized. The transcript has 2 exons. Lineage: Eukaryota; Viridiplantae; Streptophyta; Magnoliopsida; Malvales; Malvaceae. The record is from RefSeq and is a predicted model, not a curated record. The coding region runs from base 191 to 814 and encodes 207 amino acids.